GCUUUUUGCUCUCGAGGCGGCAGCAGUCGGACGUGUAGAGUCACAGUCGGAAAACACGGGGCUAAAAACAAGACCACAGUCCGUAACAACUGAGCUGAAUCCGGGGGAAAAGAGGCGAAGCGACGCCGCCGCUCGGCUCCCGUCCUCCCGCUGAGAUGGUCGUUCGGUCCGGUGCUGUGAGGCUCCUGCGGCGGCACUGAAGAGGAUGGGCUCAGCGUCCCGGGUCCUGAGGAGAUGUCUCUGGGUCGGCUCCUCCGUCGUGCCUCCUCCAAGGCCUCCGACCUCCUGACCUUUAACCCCGGGGCGGGGAGCUCGUCGCUACGCUCGGGUCUGGACGGCGAGAUCAUCUUCUCCAAAAAUAAUGUCUGCGUGCACCCUGCCGAGCCGCUGCCCGCUCUGGCCGAACACCACCCAGGCUACCUGUGUGUGCACAUGGAGAAGGAUGAGAGCCUGGGCACCACUCUGAUCCUCACCUGGGUGCCCAACUCCCGCAUCCAGAGGCAGGAUGAGGAGGCGCUGCGAUACAUCACUCCGGAGAGCUCCCCUGUUCGCAGGAACACCCGCCGCCGAGGACGACGACCUCACUCUCGUCCCCCGGCGGCCCAGGAGGAAGAUGAGGACGACGACCGGAACGUAACCAGCAGCACCUCUGCAGAGAGCCAGGGCCUGGCGGGGGAGGCCGGAGCCGAUCCGUCCUCGCACCAGCAGCAGCUGCCGUCGGCCGGGGAGGAGGGCGACGAGGGCUCCUGUGAGCUGUCGGACGAGGUGAGCCGGGACAGCACCAUGGGGUCCGACUCGGACACCUUCUCCUCGCCGUUCUGUUUGUCGCCCGUCAGCGAGGCGCUCUGCGAGAGCAGCGGAUCGGUUUUCCUGGACAACGAAAGCAGGGAGCUGUGUGAGGAACCCAUGAACCACUCGGUGAGCUCCGCCUCCAGCCUGGACAGCCACGCCCCAUCAGAGAGCGGCAGCCAGUCGCAGGGCAUGCGGUGGGAGGAGCAGCAGAAGGUUCUGGCUCUGGAGCAGCUCUGUGGAGUCUUCAGGGUGGACCUGGGUCACAUGAGGUCACUGAGGCUCUUCUUCAGUGACGAGGCGUGCACCAGUGGCCAGCUGGUGAUAGCCAGCAGAGAGAGCCAGUACAAGAUCCUCCACUUCCAUCACGCUGGCCUGGACAAGCUGGCCGAGGUCUUCCAGCAGUGGAAGUGCUGCAGAGAAACUCAGCUUAAAGACCAGGUGUCGGAUGAGAAGUCGUGCAUGCAGUUCUCCAUCCAGAGACCCACCCUGCCGUCAGCCGAGACCCACCCAGAGGAGAGGCUCUACCGGAGGCUGGACGUCACCACCUGGCUGCGUCACCUGAACCACAGCGGACAGGUGGAGGAGGAGUACAAGCUGCGCAAGGCCAUCUUUUUCGGUGGUAUCGAACCCUCCAUCCGUGGCGAGGUGUGGCCCUUCCUGCUGCACUACUACAGCUACGACUCCUCGUCUCAGGAGAGGGAGGCCUGGAGGCUGCAGAAACGCACCCACUACCACGACAUCCAGCAGAGGAGGUUGUCCAUGAGCCCAGAGGAGCACAGUGAGUUCUGGAGGAAGGUCCAGUUCACGGUGGACAAAGACGUGGUGAGGACGGACCGCAGCAACCACUUCUUCAGAGGAGAGAACAACCCCAACGUGGAGAUCAUGAGGCGAAUUCUGCUCAACUAUGCGGUGUUUAAUCCCGACAUGGGCUACUGCCAGGGCAUGUCUGACCUGGUGGCCCCGCUGCUCACUGAGAUCCAGGAUGAAAGCGACACCUUCUGGUGCUUCGUCGGCCUCAUGGAGAACACCAUCUUCAUCAGCUCCCCGCGGGACGAAGACAUGGAGAGGCAGCUGAUGUACCUGCGGGAGCUGCUGCGCCUCAUGUUGCCUCGCUUCCACCAGCACCUGACCAGGCUCGGGGAGGACGGCCUGCAGCUGCUCUUCUGCCACCGCUGGAUCCUGCUGUGCUUUAAGAGAGAGUUCCCUGACACCGAGGCCCUGCGCAUGUGGGAGGCCUGCUGGGCGCACUAUCAGACCGACUACUUCCACCUGUUCCUGUGCGUGGCCAUCAUCGUUCUCUACGGGGAGGAUGUGACGGAACAGCAGCUCGCUACCGACCAAAUGUUGCUCCACUUCAGCAACCUCUCCAUGCACAUGAACGGAGAGCUGGUGCUACGCAAGGCCCGCAGCCUCCUCUACCAGUUCCGCCUCCUGCCCAGGAUCCCCUGCAGCCUCCAUGACCUCUGUAAGCUGUGUGGCCCGGGGAUGUGGGACAGCCGCUACAUCCCCACGGUGGAGUGCUCAGGUGAACACCCAGACUCCCAGAGCUGCCCCUAUGGAGGCACCUCCACCCCCCAGCCCUCCUCGCCCUCCCCGUCCUCCACACCCUCACCCUCACCAAACCUCACCCCCACGCCUCCCCCGGAGGGCAAGAGAGGCUCCAAAACCCGGGACAUUUUCACCUUCCGGAAACAGUCGUGAGGCGCAGCUUCUGCUCACGUCUCUGCUCCUAGUUUCACCGUCUCCAUGAGGAUUUCUGUCACUCGAUCUGUUCACGUGGUGCGAUGUGGAACACUGCCUUACUAGAAUGUUGUUUUCAGCGUUCGGCAUCACAUGAAUCUGCGAUGAGGACGGUUUGCUGCCGGACAGACCAGAGGUCAAGAAGCUGCUUUCCUCUCGGAGCAGAACGGACAAUCACCAGACACGAAGCCGGUCUGGAGCUACUUCAGGUUCUAAUCUGCUGCUAGCUUGGCAUUCUUCCACGGGCUCUGUGGGCAGGGGUCACAUCAGGGUCUGAGGCAACUGGGCUGAAUCCUCGCAGACUCUGACCCAGGGUCAAAACAAACUGGAGAUUCAUUCACAGGACUUGAACUUGAACUCUUAAAAGUGUUCCUGUGUUCUCACAAUGGAAUAUUUGUGUGAAUAUCAAAUUGUGUGUGCAUAUCUGGAGUCUGAGCAGGACGUUUUUAAACCCAGAACCCUCAGUGUUAACAAAGAAGCGAGAGUUUUCACUUUAAUUUCAUCUUUCAACAAGUGAAUGUUUGCUUUUAUAUCAGCAGUUACCAAUAUCUAGCAAUAUUAUAUCCUUGCAUGAGCAGUUCUUUACAUAUAGAGGGCACAACGUAUGGGAUGUGUUUACACGACAAACACUACAUCAUGAUAGGGCUCCUCAUGUUUCUGACGAAGGAACGUUCUCUGUCAGAAUUGUUUCCUGACGAGCAGGAGGAAGAAAAACCGAAUGUUUCCUUCUGAUACACUCACAUGUUACCUGUUGAGCAAUAGGAGUUUAACCAUUCACACGUCAGCGUCAUAAAACAUGAAAUGUACUUUAAGAUUUAUGCGACAGCCAAAGAGAGAGCUGAUCGUGGUUUUAUCCCGACAGAAAGAUGGAUGGCUUUUCUGUGACAGGGUGGUGAAAUACUGUCAGCACACUUUUAUUUCUUCCACUAUCACCUUAAAAGUGAAUGACACUCUAAACUGAGAAUCAGUCCACAUGAAUGUAUCUGUUCUUUGUUUCUCGUCACUCUACAAUGGUGUGUUUGUUGAAGGUAUAUGUGUGAAAAUCAACCAGUUAUAUAGGGGGUCCUCAGUUUACGACGUAUGGCGUUUUGUCUUUGCGUGGAACUAGUUGGAGAGCGGAGCAGAUGAAUACGUCGUCAUGUGGCGCUAUAACACAGCUUUGUUUACAUUUGCCAGUUCUACUCCAGCUUGGAUUGUGCUACAUUCACUAAAUGUUUGCCCUUCAUGGCUACCCAGUGUCAGUCAGUCUUUGAAGAAAAGGAAAGCCAUCUCCAUGCAACUGAACUUAGAUGUAUUAAAACACUCGGGACAGGUCGACGAACAUCGGCCGGUUGCUUGACCUAAGUCUCGACGAUCAUUUCAAUCAUCAUGUAACGGCUUUUAUUUACAUUUUCGCCCGAGUUCCUACUUACGGCGAAAAUUGACUUACAUCGGGCAGUAGGAACUGAACUCCGACGUAAGUCGAAGACCCCCUGUAUCUCAAAUGAAAACUGGAAGCGAAGGAAGAAGUUUGUGUUGAGCUUUUGAGUGACACUUGCAGGGUCGAAAACAUCUUUAAGUUGCCGUUAAAAUCUGACCUUAAGACCAUCAAUCAGCCCCUCUCCACCCUCCCCGACACUCUCAGCGAGCAGUCCCUGCAAAUGACAUCCAUAACUGCUCUUCCCCAUUAGUUAUCAUGUGCAGCUGUUUGCUGGAAACGCCUGCAGAGCUGGGAAGACGGGGGGGCUGCGUGGAAACGAGCUCAGUCAGAAAUCCACGAUGGGAAAACAACCAAACAGUGUGUGUGCGAGUGUGAGUGUGAGUGUGAGAGAUGUCAUGAAUUUUAUUAACAUUGAAAUCACAUUGUUUACACAGACACUACAAGUCACGACCUUGAUUAAUGGCUGCUCCUAUUUAAAGGGGCUGUGACUCACGAAUGUACAGUGUUGCUGUUAAACGCUACCAUAUGUUGAUGUAUUACUGUACACAUCACAGAAAAGAAGAGCUUAUUCUUAUUAUUGGUAUCAAUAAAAACAACAACGGUAAUAAAAUACAAUUUUAUGAAA
Amphiprion ocellaris (clown anemonefish) is the source of this 4577-nucleotide messenger RNA. It is a transcript of the gene tbc1d16, whose product is annotated as TBC1 domain family, member 16. Gene Ontology annotation, cellular component: early endosome. The record is from RefSeq and is a predicted model, not a curated record. Lineage: Eukaryota; Metazoa; Chordata; Actinopteri; Pomacentridae. Gene Ontology annotation, biological process: activation of GTPase activity. Bases 235 to 2493 code for a protein of 752 amino acids. The transcript has 13 exons. Gene Ontology annotation, molecular function: GTPase activator activity.